Molecule: messenger RNA, 1578 nt
Organism: Acytostelium subglobosum LB1
Lineage: Eukaryota; Evosea; Eumycetozoa; Acytosteliales; Acytosteliaceae
Exons: 5
Coding region: 1-1578 (525 amino acids)
Biological process (GO): protein folding
Cellular component (GO): chaperonin-containing T-complex
Molecular function (GO): ATP binding; ATP hydrolysis activity; ATP-dependent protein folding chaperone
Source: RefSeq, a predicted model, not a curated record
AUGGCAUCAACAGCAUCAAGAAGUGAUUUUGACGAGAAGGAAAAGGAGAAGGAUGUCAGGACCUCAAAUAUCGUUGCUGCAAGAGCCGUUGCAGAUGCGAUCAGAACUUCUCUUGGACCAAAGGGAAUGGACAAAAUGAUCAGUUCACCAAAUGGAGAGGUGAUCAUCAGUAAUGAUGGUGCCACCAUCUUGAAGCACUUGGAGGUUAGACACCCUGCUGGUAAAAUGUUGGCAGAACUAGCAAAGGCUCAGGACAUUGAGGCCGGUGAUGGAACCACUUCAGUGUGUGUCAUUGCAGGAGCAUUGUUGUCUGCCGUUUCACAGUUAAUGGCCAAGGGCAUUCAUCCAUCGAUCAUCUCAGAGUCAUUCAACUUGGCCUUGAACAAAUCAUUGGAAGUUCUCACCAACAUGUCAACACCAGUCAGUCUGAGCGACAAGGCCAGUUUGGUCAAGAGUGCUAUCACAUCACUUAACUCAAAGGUGGUGUCACAGUACACCAACCUUGCGACGAUCGCCGUCGAUGCAGUGCUUGCCGUAAUCAACCCAAGCACUGCCACCAAUGUCAACCUCAAGGAUAUCAAGAUCAUCAAGAAGCUUGGUGGCACUAUCGAUGAGACUGAACUCAUCCAUGGCCUGGUGUUUGAUCAGCACACAGCCCAUGGCGCAGGUGGACCCACUCGUAUUCAGAACGCCAAGGUUGGUCUCAUUCAAUUCUGUCUCUCUGCACCAAAGACCUACAUGGACAACAACAUCGUCGUCUCUGACUACACCAAGAUGGACAAGGUGCUCAAGGAGGAGCCAAAGCUCAUUCUUGAAAUGUGCCGCAAGAUUCAAAAGUCAGGUUGCAAUGUUCUGCUCGUCCAAAAGUCCAUCCUGAGAGACGCCCUCAACGAGUACUCUCUUCAUUACUUGGCCAAGUUGAAGAUUCUUGUCGUCAAGGAUAUUGAACGUGAUGAUAUAGAGUUCAUUUGCAACACUAUUGGAUGUACACCAAUUGCCAACAUAGAGUCAUUUACACCAGACAAGCUCGGAAAGGCCGACUUGGUCGAGGAGGUUGGCACUACUGAUGGUAAAAUUGUAAAGAUUACAGGUAUCCCAAAUCCAGGCAAGACUGUGACCAUCUUGGCCAGAGGUUCAAACAAGCUGGUAUUGGACGAGGCCGAGCGUUCAAUCCAUGACGCACUUUGUGUCAUCCGCUCGUUGGUCAAGAAGAAGUUCCUCAUUGCAGGAGGUGGUGCACCAGAGAUUGAAGUGUCACAGCAAGUCACUGAAUACGCCAAAUCCCUCAUGGGCAACACUAGCUACUGUGUUCGCGCCUACGCAGAGGCCCUGGAGAUCAUCCCAUACACUCUGGCCGAGAAUGCUGGACUCCACCCAAUCAGCAUUGUCACUGAGCUCCGAAACAAGCACGCACAAGGAGAGAAGAACGCAGGUAUCAAUGUCCGCAAAGGUGCCAUUACCAACAUUCUCCAGGAGAACGUUGUCCAGCCCCUGUUGGUUUCAACAAGUGCCCUCACACUUGCAACUGAGACUGUCAUCAUGUUGCUCAAGAUCGAUGACAUUGUCACUGCCCGUUAA